This is a messenger RNA of Colletotrichum gloeosporioides, 2517 nucleotides long. RefSeq lists its product as uncharacterized. The transcript has a single exon. Bases 1 to 2517 code for a protein of 838 amino acids. The record is from RefSeq and is a predicted model, not a curated record. Gene Ontology annotation, molecular function: triacylglycerol lipase activity. NCBI's taxonomy places the organism in Eukaryota, Fungi, Ascomycota, Sordariomycetes, Glomerellales, Glomerellaceae.
AUGGUUGCCAUGUCGCAGAAGGAGAAUCUCACCUUAAGGAUCAAUUCGCCUCCAGGUCCCAUAGAAAGGGUCCCGUCUGAGGAUCCUGUCUAUGGCGAAGAUGAUCAAGAUGGCGCCCAGUCUGUCAUGCAGCCCGCCUUGAACGCCGUCGCCACUCGCCUCACCUUACCAAAAACAUCCGCGGCUGAAAAGGCUGCGGCUAUGGAAACCAGGCAAAGUCGCCGAGCUUUUGAUUCUGGUCUUCCUAGCAGUGAAGAUUCUUCGAGCUCUCCAGAAUUGACGCCUUUCCCGGACGAGAUACCCACCAAUUUCGAACCCGAAUCCGACCUGCAAAUCUCUCCGUCAUCACCAGCUCGACGACCAACGCCCAAACUUCAAAAGCCUAGACCUGCUCCGAGAGAGAGGGAUCUGCCCUCACCGUGGCAAUCGAGUCCUCGAAAUGCCUUUUUUGGUAGUGGAGACGGCGCGGGUCAUAAGAGUGCCCUGGAGUCGAUAUCCUUCGGCCAAACGAGACAUAAACGAUCGUCGUCUACCGGAGCCGACGCGUUGAAACGUUUCUCAAAAGCACUGCCCUCAUUUCCAGCGCCGUCGUCGAUCUUCAAUUCCUUCUCCUUCUUCACGGCCGCUGCCGAGAAAGCGGAGCCAAAAGUCACAUCAACUCCACGCAAAUCAACUUUUCCUCAAUCGAGUAGACCUCAUAGUAACACGAGUCCUGAAUCUCAUCUAGCCGCUCGCCCUCGCCAGGCUGAAGCCUCAAAGGAUGCUGCGAAUGUUAGUCGGGCUUCUGUCUCAUCGUCUCGACCGCCUACAGCCCGACCUCGUGCCCUCCGAAGGGUCACCUCCGAUGAUUCGCUCUUGUAUCACUCUCUAUCUCGCACAUCCUCCAUCGGUGACGACGACGGAAGAUUUGAACACGUACGAGAGAUGGCCAACGUAAGGAUGAAGGCGAUCAAAGACAGUUUACCCGAAAGACCGACUUUCAAAAUGCUUAGUCUGCCCAAACUCCCGUCAUCACUAAGGCUGAACGAAGAUGCGGUGAAUAGUACAACAUCCAUCCCGAAACUUCAACCGGAUGACCCUGCAAUUUUGGACAAAGUACUAGAGAAGCUCACGGGCGACAUCGUUAUUCUAGGCGGCUAUCGUGGCUCAAUUUUGCGGUCAGCUGAGCCACCGCACCAGCAGCUCUGGGCUCCCGUCAAAAUUGGGCUGAACAUGAGAAAGGUUGACCUUGAGGUUGGCCUUGACCACGAAGAUGAGGAGAACAUGGAAGAGCGUAUCAUUCCCUCGGGAAUGCUUCAGAAUAUUGGUCCGAUCGACAUCUCGCGGAAACUGUUCAGGAAAGUUGCGGCCUGCGAGAACGUUCGUAAAGGAAAGCUGCGACUGUGGGACUACGGUUACGAUUGGAGACUCAGCCCUCAUCUACUGUCACGAAAGAUGGUCGAAUUCAUGGAAAAGCUUCCAUCCAACCAGCCGGACUCACAAGAGCCAAGGGGCGCGCUUGUCUUGGCACAUAGUCUUGGCGGCCUCAUCACACGCCAUGCUGUCAACCAGAGGCCAGAGCUUUUUUCGGGUGUCGUCUACGUCGGUACACCACAAAGAUGCAUCAAUGUCCUAGGGCCUCUCAGGGAUGGCGAUUCGGUUUUGCUGAACGAGAAGAUUUUGACUGCACAGGUCAACUUUUCAAUAAGGACCUCGUUUGUCUUCCUUCCCGAAGAUGGCGCCUGUUUCGCCAACAAAGAAACCAAAGAGGAAUAUCGUGUCGACUUUCACGAUGUCAAUACAUGGAUCAAGUACCGCCUCUCGCCAUGUAUAGAGGCAACAUUACCACCGCUCAACCCGAAGGAGAGCCCAUACAAUUUCAGCUCCCUUCUUCCGCUUCGCAGUCGCGCCUCGAGCGAGAAAAAGAACAGCCACGUCCCACCAUCUUCCUUGGCUGAUGCUGCUCGUCGAGUCGAACUUGCACGAGAGGGCAAUCUCAACCCCCAGAUUGACGGAAACGUUCACCACCAAGAUUCUCAUCAGAAUACACCGUCGCCCUUCACCAAGGGCGUUCCAGGGACCCCAACGCCGCCCAACCGGGCCAGGAAUCUUGCUUACCUUGAGCGCACCCUUGCGGAGGUGAAAAGGUUCCGCGCCGAGACACAGUAUAAGCCGGCGCAUACGGAAGCUAACGUCUACCCACCUCUCGGCGUUAUCUACAGUAAGGAGAUUCCAACCGUCUCUGCGGUCAACGUUAGCAGUCGUGAGGCUAUUGCCCACGCCGACGCCUACGACAACCUCAUCUUUGGUGCCGGAGACGGUGUCGUUCUAAGUCGUGAGGCUCAGCUGCCAGAGGGAUACGAGCUGGUGAACAACGGUCUGGUACGCACCAGGCGCGGCCACUUGACCAUGCUCGGCGACCUGCCAGCCGUGGGCAAGGCACUAGAGGCUGUCAUUCGGGGCCGACGAAAAGGUAUCGGGAUGGGCCAUGCGGUUCAGAAGGCCAAGGCGGGCAGGAGUCGCGUCGCCGAAGCUUAG